CGCAAUUGGAGGAGGAGGGGGAGGAGGGGGAGGAGGCUGAACUGGAGGGCGAGCGUGUCGCUACGUCUAUGCCAUCACCAGCUGGGCCACCGCCGGAGCUAGAACCAGAGCCAGAGCGUUCGGUCGCUUCACGUGUAGCAGUCCCCGGAUCCAGCAGUUCAGAUGCCUGAGCCAUCGCUGCCAUCGUACCCCGCCACACGGGUUCAUAGUGGCAAUCUUUCAUCCAUCGGGACCCCAGUGAUGGGACCGAAUCCAAUUCCGAUCGAGCGGUCGGCAGCACCAUCACAUGCGGACCUUCAGCAUGCGUUUGACAUGAUGGACGAGGAUGAUGAUCGCAGCUUAUCCGAGGACGAUGAUAACAUCCACAUGCCAUAUGUGCCUCCACCCCGCACUUCCACGCCUGUGCACCGCCAUCGCCAUCGCCAUCCUCGUCCACCCACUCCUGCACCCGCACCCUUCCCACAGCCCCGCUCUGGAGAGCCUUCCUACGACCCAGUCAUCCCUCCACUCAUUGCCACUACUGGACCAUCACAAACGAUUACCUCAAACUCUCGUCUCUACGACCCUUCAGGCCAUGCUCACUUCUCACACAAUACGACAUUUCUGUCUCAGCUCUCGCGUUUUAAACGAUUCAUUCGUGAUAUCGACCAACUCCCGUUCUCCUCUGCCGACCAAAUAGCGGACGAAUAUGUACCAUCCCAAACGCACCGCAGCAGGACGCGGGAACAGAAACGAAGGCACAUGACGUCGUCGUCGUCGUGGUACAAUUCCCGAGAGCCCAUUCCUCAAGCCUACUUCUAUGCUACCCCUGGUUUUGGUGCUGUUCCCGCUCUCGAUGCGAUUCCACCACCUGUACAUAAACCACCAGCUUGGAACCCUCAGUGGGAUGCGUGGGCGGGGGCGCACUUGUGGGACACAAUGCCACCUUCUGGCGCCCCUGGUGGUGCGCCUGGGAUGGUAGAGUUCAAUUCGGGCUUGGCGCCAUCUGUUCCCCAUGGGUAUGGAUCUGAUAGACAGCCGGUAUUUGUGUAUCCGAGUGUGGUUCCGAGUAGAUGGUGACCGAUUGUUGCUUUCGU
Messenger RNA from Pisolithus orientalis, 1076 nucleotides. RefSeq lists its product as uncharacterized. Bases 163 to 1059 code for a protein of 298 amino acids. The record is from RefSeq and is a predicted model, not a curated record. Lineage: Eukaryota; Fungi; Basidiomycota; Agaricomycetes; Boletales; Pisolithaceae. The transcript has a single exon.